Molecule: messenger RNA, 653 nt
Organism: Hyposmocoma kahamanoa
Lineage: Eukaryota; Metazoa; Arthropoda; Insecta; Lepidoptera; Cosmopterigidae
Exons: 3
Coding region: 62-577 (171 amino acids)
Source: RefSeq, a predicted model, not a curated record
CGGCUUGCAGUGGCUGUCCUCGCCUUAGGGCUCGUUGUCUGCGCCUACGCAGCGCCAGGCUAUGGUGGUUCAGGCAAUCACGGAGGCAGUGGAGGCGGAUUCGGCGGAGGUGGAGGUUUUGGAGGAGGCCAUGGCGGUGGUGGCGGAUUCGAUGGAGGCCAUAGCGGUGGUGGCGGAUUCGAUGGAGAUCACGGCGACGGUGGCGGACACGGAGGAGGCUACGGCGGUGGCGGCGGGUUCGGUGGAGGUCACGGCGGCGGUCGUGGACACGGGGGAGGCCAUGGCGGUGGCGGUGGAUUCGGUGGAGGUCACGGCGGCGGUGGCGGUCUCGGCGGAGGCCAUGGCGGUGGCGGUGGAUUCGACCGAGGUCACGGUGGCGGUGGCGGAUUCGACGGAGGUCAUGGCGGUGGUGGCCACUCGGGUGGAGGUCACGGGGGACAUGGCGGCCACGGCGGUGGAGGGUACUCGGGUGCCAGUGCUAGCGCUAGCGCCAAAUCCAGUUCCGGUUCCUUUAGCGGCGGUGGUUACGGACGUUAAAUACCGAAGAAAGAACAGCCAAAUGCUCAAUGUGAUAUAGAUUAUUGUUAUGCCAUAAUGUUGCAUGUUACAUAUUAUAUAUAUAUGUAAAUAAUGUAAAAAAUAAAACCAUUUUU